UAACUUUUGUCUAUAAUUGAUGAUUGCAGUUUUGUUUCCAGUGCAGAGCGCAGGAUGUGUAGCUUGUCGUUGUUUCGCUAAAAAAUACAUUUAAAUUGAGGUAGCUCGCAGCUAACGUUAGCUAACAGCUGCCAGAGCAAAACAAAGAGCUCGACAGCAGCUGGCUUUACCUCACAAUGAACAUCUGUCUACUGCUUUACCUCACAAUGAACGUCUGUCUACUGCUUUCUGCUCAGCUUUGAGAUGUUAAAAUGCAACAACACAGCUAAAACAGUGAGUAACGGUACAAGUAGCAGUCCACAGCUUUAAAGACAUUUCUUAACGGGCAGGUUGUGUCGAGGUUACAACAGUGUCACGUUGUAGUUAACAUAGUUUACCAGAUGGAUUCACACUCUUUAAUAAAACAGGUUUAACACAAUCUGAAGUUACAGGUGCAGCGGCCAUCUUGUCCUAGCGAACCUGUGACGUCAUGAGGUUGGUUGAGGUCUUAAUGUUACAUUAGUUCACACAUCAUCUAACUAGUGACAGCUCUGUCUCCAUGGAGAAUACGGAACCUCAAGCUACGAGGCGAUGCAAAGAUUGAGAUGUUAAGAUUAGAAAUAGCAACGUUUUUCUUACAGUGAAUAACGUUAUAAGUUGCAGUCCACAGCUUUAAAGAUAUUUCUUAACGGGCUAUAACACGUUUUGUCGAGGUUACAACAGUGUCACGUUGUCGUUAACAUAUUUUACAAGAUGGAUUCACACUCUUAAAUAAAACACAAUCUGAAGUUAAGUUUUUUUUCAACUAAGUGUUCAACCAUCUUGUCCUAGUGUAGCCUGUGACGUCAUGAGGUUGGUUGGCUUGGACUUGUCUUAACGUUACAUUAGUUCAUCUAACUAGUGAAAGCACUGUCUCAAUGGAGAAUAAGGAACCUAAAGCUUCGAAGCGAUGCAAAGGGGGCCACUAUUGUAUCGCCCCCGGAUGCAGCAAUGAAUUUUAUAGAGUAAAAAAACAAGGAAAGAUCGUCCACUUUCAUUCUUUGCCUCUUAAGCGGCAAGUGGUUCUUCGUCGUUGGCUAGACGCACUGAAGCGAGAGAACCCUCCAGUUUGGCGUGGUGCUAGGGUUUGUAGCGAGCACUUUGUAAAUGAGGACUAUGUGGAGGAGAGGGUUUUUGACUCAGAAGCACUGGUGGUUCGCCGGACCAAUAAACUGAAGCCCGAGGCUGCUCCCUCUGUGUUUGACUUCUCCUCUUAUAAGGUUGGGUGCACUGGCGGUCCUACCCAGUCUACUAGCAAAGAAGUAGCUUUGCGUCGUCAGAAAAGGGCCCAACGACACGCCCAUCUGGCAGAGCAGAGAGAGGAUCCGCAGAGAGUCAAUUUUGACAUCCCUCAAAAGAAACCCAAAACAUCAGCAGCAGCCAUGGAUUCAAAAGCAAACCCGCAGCCAGUCAUUUGUGAGGUCUGUGGAACGUACUUCGAGACACGACGUGGGCUCUCCAGCCAUGCCCGCCUCCAUCUACGGCAGCUCGGUGUGACGUUGUCAGAAAGCAGCGGAGCUCCCAUCGAACUCCUCUACCAGCUCAUCCAGGAGAAAGGGAACUCCCUGCCUGACUUCAAAGCAGACUCCUCUAUACCUGGGCCAGCCCCUCUCAAGAAAACAUCCCAGCAGGAGUCCAGGACAUCUUCAGCACCAGAGGACAUGAGUGACUCCUUCAAAGCAGGGAGUAGAGUGAUGACAACACCGCCAAAGACGGGUCAUCGGGAAUCUCCAGCCCGACCGAAAGAGUCUCCAGCCUCUCUCUUCCCCUCAUCCCCCUCUGGUCUCAGGCUGGCUGGCUCUAGAACAAGUGAAGGCAGCAGCUCAUCCUCAGAGCGCCAAACCACAACUAAGCCGAUGUGGGCGCCGCUGGAAACUGACGCCCCCAUCACCUUAGCUUCAGACACCAAGAAAGAGGUCCAUGUGUGCCAACUGUGUGGCUGCUGGUAUGGGACACGCAAAGGCCUGUCGGGUCAUGCUCGGGCCCAUUUGCGUCAGAUUGGAAUCCCUGAAAGAGACAUCAAGGGCAGCCCUAUUGAUUUGCUUUACCAGAUCAUGGAGGAGGAGGACCUCAAGCCCAUCAGCAGUGAGCAAACAAAGGUGCUCUCCUCAGCCAGUCCACCUGGAUCCUCCUCUAAACGACCCUCCGGUCGGUCCUCUCCACCUGUGUCCCCACCCAUCAAACGGCCUAAAUCGUCGGCGGACUUCACCUGUAUUCUGUGCGGGGAGCGGUUUGAGAAUCGUAAAGGCCUGGCCAUCCACGCACGUGCUCACCUGCGUCAGAUCGGAGUGGUCGACCCGCUGGGGAAAAGCUCUGCAAUUGACACCGUGCAGGAACUGGUCGACAGCGGCAUGCUAGAAGCCAUGCACCCUCACAAAACGAACAGGACAACCAGCUCAUCUGCAGCACCAUGUCCCUCCACAUCCCUCUCCCCAAGCCCUGCAAAGUACACUCGGUCUCCCGUUAACAAGGCCCCAAAGGCUAAGAAAGGCUUUCGGCUGGCAGUGGACCCCCUUCACAGGAAGCCCAAGCCUGAACCUGAGGAGAUUGAGGUGUCUGUUGAACCAAAGGAAUCCAGCACUGACAGCAACUCUCCCACGCAGAAGUCACCUGCUGCUUCAAAGCCUCUCAAUGCAGCAUCCUCCACAGAUGUACAAUCCCCACCAACAGUCCUUUGCGAUUACUGUGGCCAGCUGUUUGAGACCCGCAAAGCCCUGUCAUGCCACGCCCGCGCCCAUCUGCGCCAGCUCGGCCUCGCCUGGUCGAUCAGAACGUCACCGAUUGACCUCCUCAGAGAGGUCAUGAUGCGUGGUGAAGAAGGCAAGAAAGUGUCCGUGCUCGCUGGGUCAUCAGGCAAAGCCACGUGGACCCCUCAGGGCUCCAGAAGGUCCCUGGACAGCCUCCAGUCAGGUGAACCGGCCACCAACCCCUCCAGUACACCUCUCGAUUAUUCCAUGAAAGAGAAAUCCUCGUCUGGCAGGAGCGGGGCCUCACACACCGACGCAUCCUGUGAGCUUUGUGGGUUUGAAUUUGAAAACCGCAAGGCCCUGGCCAGUCACGCGCGGGCCCACCUCCGCCAGCUGGGAAUCAUUGAAUGGAAGGUAGACGGAGCGAAUUCCCCGAUCGAACUGCUCAGUGAGUUGAUCCGGAAGGACCCAGCCAGGGUAGCAGCGAUAACCCGACGCUAUCGUAUGGGAGACCUUUACAUCAAGAAGGCCCAGAGAGGUGCAGCUUCACCGUCUCUGUCCACAGACGCUGACUUUGUCCCCGGCGGCAGCCUGAGGCCGUCGGUGGGCCGUUCAGUGAGUGCCGGCUCAUCCAGACACUCACACAGCCACACACGGAGUGUUGCAGCCCACAGUGAACAUGGUUUGCGCUCCCCAAGGGGGGUCCAUCCACCAAAACGUGUUGUGCCGGGAGGGGAAGAAAAUCAGGACACCAACUCCCAGCAGGCAUCACGGUCGGGCAGCAUUCCCGCUAUGCUGCCAAAACCCCCGCUCACACCGCUGGUCAAACUGGUGGGCAAAAUCUACUCCCUCAAGUGCAGGUUCUGUGAAGAAGUGUUUCAUGGACCUCUGUCUGUUCAAGAGCGCUGGAUCACACACCUGCAGAAACACAUCCUGUCACUGGGCUACAAAGGCAAAGCAUCUCCUCCUGCUGCACCAGUGGCAGCUCCAGCACUCGUCCAUCCAGUAGCCGUCUAGUCCACGAAGCCUCUCUGUAAUUCACAUGAAACAAGACAGUCAUUUUCACAUGUCACGGCAGAGUCGAGAAGAAGUCUUUAUGUCUAGUUUGAGGUAACAAGUUGUCAGUGAAAAGUGCAAAUUAGAUGUUCCUUUUUUGUCCUAGAGAGGGCGAGCAUGAGCCAUGUGAGGGAAGCAGCAGACUGCAAUCCACUCAGGUAAAAUCCACUAGAUCACAAUAGAGAACAAUACUGAACACUGGAUGUUUUGGGAAAAUACCCAAAGUCGGAUCAUCCCACAUUUCGAUGGCCAUAGCUUUCCUCCUCCUGCUCAUAAUUCCUACCAUUUGUAUAGGUGUUGUUAAUGUGAUCUAUUCAAUAUUUGUCAUGAGCACAUUUCAUGUCCCACACUGAGAGAACGAUCCUUGUCAAUGAUUUUCUCUUUGUGUUUUUGUCCUACUGAGUCGACUGGUGUGGUCGUCCAUAUACUUUAUCUCCAUAAUAUGAUUUUGAAUUGAGUGUUGUUUUAAGAAAUUUAUUUUUAAGUCUUUUACAAUAAAUCUGGAAGGGUUCAUUUAUUUUUUUUUCUCUCUCGUAUGACAAUAACAAAACACUGAUACAAGAAAGUUAGACAGAAUUUGAACUGGUGACUUGGUUGGAAAAGAAGUUUAUCAGUAAUGUAAUCUCCUGAAUAUCAAAGCCUCAACUGUCUUGACCAUAGAGACACUGUGUUUUCAUUCUUGCCAUGUUCUUCAGGUAUAACUGCAAAUACUGUAUUGUUUUUCUGGCCUUUUUACAUUUGUUUUUUAACACUUGAUUAAAUUGUGUCUUGUAUAUAA
This is a messenger RNA of Sebastes umbrosus (honeycomb rockfish), 4539 nucleotides long. Its product is annotated as protein Wiz-like. NCBI's taxonomy places the organism in Eukaryota, Metazoa, Chordata, Actinopteri, Perciformes, Sebastidae. Gene Ontology annotation, cellular component: nucleus. The coding region runs from base 897 to 3722 and encodes 941 amino acids. The record is from RefSeq and is a predicted model, not a curated record. Gene Ontology annotation, molecular function: DNA-binding transcription factor activity, RNA polymerase II-specific; RNA polymerase II cis-regulatory region sequence-specific DNA binding. The transcript has 9 exons. Gene Ontology annotation, biological process: regulation of transcription by RNA polymerase II.